UCAUCAUUUAAAUUUCAACCCCUUAAAAAUUUGGCUGUGAUUUUCGCACACUUUUUCGCAGCGAGCUUAAAAAUUGGUUUACGUUCAUUUCCCCCCUCAAAUUUUGCCAAGAUUUUCAGUUUUGAAUUUUUUCUCCCAACUCUUGCCGCUGCUUCUGUUUCCCUAGUCAUCGACUUCCGAUCUUCACGAUUGUUCAGAUUGAAGCUUUCGUUAGAAAUGGCUGGUCAAUCAGAUCCUCACCUGACCCUAUUUUCUGCAGAAGAGAUCGAGUUUGUAGCUGAAGAUGAAAUGGUGGAGAUUGUUCCUAAUAUGAGAAUGGAUUCUCUAAAUUUGAUUUGUGGGGAUUAUGGUCCGUUCUAUCCCCAAAUCGCCACUGAAGUUCCAUUGUGGCUAGCGAUUGCUCUGAAAAAAAGAGGGAAAUGUGCAAUUAGGCCUCCAGAGUGGAUGUCGGUUGAAAAGUUGACACAAACGUUGGAGGCAGAACGAGAGUCUCAAGGAUCUUUCCAGAUACUACCCUUCCAUUAUGUCGAAAUGUCGAAACUUCUUUUUGACCACGCACGAGACGACGUUCCUGACAUGUAUUUGGUAAGGUCUCUUAUUGAAGAUAUCAGGGAUGUUAGGUUUCACAAAGUUGAAACCAGUUUGGAGUCGAUUGAUACACGCACAUCUGCAGUGAAGAUUAAAGAUCUAUCUGCCAUGGAAGUGAAUAUAGUUCGACCGUUUGUCGGUAGAGCGUUGCAGGCAAUUUACAAGCACGGAAAUCCAGAGUUGGUCCCAGAUCAAGAAAGAAUGACCAAUGUGCAGUCACAAGGACAUGAUCAUGGGCAAAGGAGACCUCUUCGGAGACGGUAGAAUCCGCGUCAAUUAUGAUAAGUACAUUCUUAUUUAUAUGAGCAGCUCUAAAUGAAGCUAGCAUAGAUUCUUCUUCAAAACCAAUUUAUGUGUUCACUUAUAUUUCUUACUCUAGCUAAACUCUCUCUAGAUCAUCCCUUUAUUACUAGAACGUAUGAUGCUCAUUGUAGAUUUGUUAGCAUAAUAGGCUAACUGGAUGUAUAUGGAUCCAUGUAGUGAUGUUUGUUUACAUUAGAUGAAAGGUCAAUGAUCCAAGUUGUUUUUAA
This is a messenger RNA of Cucurbita maxima (winter squash), 1118 nucleotides long. Its product is annotated as DNA replication complex GINS protein PSF2. Gene Ontology annotation, biological process: DNA replication; double-strand break repair via break-induced replication. The transcript has 9 exons. Lineage: Eukaryota; Viridiplantae; Streptophyta; Magnoliopsida; Cucurbitales; Cucurbitaceae. The record is from RefSeq and is a predicted model, not a curated record. The coding region runs from base 217 to 852 and encodes 211 amino acids. Gene Ontology annotation, cellular component: nucleus; GINS complex.